AUGGCCCCGGCUUUGGCCUCACUGAUAACAAUAGGCGAACACAAAUACUACUUUUCCACCACAUCCAGACCCGUUAUCCUUCCACAGAAUUUGAUAACCAGACUCGCCUUCUUUGAUCAAGAAUAUAUUCCAACGACUUUGUUGCAUUGGGACCAAUCCGACUUUACUCCAAAUGACCUCGAGUCGAUCUGUCAGGGCUUUGAGAAGCAGGACGAUGUGUGGACUCGCAGCUUCUUAUCGGUCAUUGUUCUCUUGCAACCACCCGAGAUAGGAACUGGUGUUAGAACCAAACGCAUUUUCUCCGUCGAUUCAUCAAAGUUGAACCUACCGCAUGGUCCAUAUGUGGUAGAGAAGUCUACCGGCCAUGUCUUGCCGGUCUUCAAAUGUAUGGCAGAUAGCCACGAAGCCUUUGUGAGUGGACUGCUGCCGAUAUCGAAAUCGAGGUCAACCUUCAGUGAGCUACCCACCAGGAAUGGUAUUCCUGUGCCUUCUAAGUUAUACAGUCGUCAAAGUGAUAGACCACUCACCGGAUUGAGAUUCGCCGUAAAGGACACGCUCGCCAUACAAGGUCUGAGAACAGGGUUUGGCAAUCAAGCCUGGCUCGAAACUUACCCACCAGAGAAGACAACGGCUCCCGCAAUACAGAUGCUCCUGGACGCUGGUGCGACAUUGAUCGGCAAACUGAAGCCCACCGAGUUUGCGGAAGGUGUCGACCCAACUGAAUGGAUUGACACCAUCUGUCCAUACAAUCCGCGCGGAGAUGGUUGUCAAAAGCCCUCCUCCUCGAGUACCGGAAGUGCCGUCGCUGCUGCGGCAUAUGACUGGGUGGAUUUCACAAUUGGCACCGACACAGGUGGUUCCAUCAGACAUCCUGCUGGCGUAAACGGCAUUUUCGGUCAGAGACCUUCACACGGCCUCAUAAGUCUGGAAGGUGUACUUGGCGCCACUGACCUUUUCAACACCGUUGGGAUUUUCGCUAGAAAUGUACAGACAUUCUCUGAUGUGGGUUCACACCUCGUCAGUCCUCGGAAACUUCCACAGCUGAAGCAACACGGUCGGAGAUACAAUCUGCUUUACCCGACUCGUGCUCCACAAACCCAGACACCUGACCAACAUCACGGCGGUCAGCAUCGUUGGUUUCCUCACCCGUCGGUGGACUCGGCAUCUUGGACAGAGGCCGAGAAGCAGAUUGAGGGAAUGCUACUCCAGCUUGAAUCCAAGCUCAACUGUAAGCGGAUCCCAUUCAACAUCAAUGAAUUGUGGCGAGCCACACCUCCCUUGGGUCAACCCAGAUCGCUCGAUGAAGCAGUGGGCCACAUUUAUUCUGCAAUCACCACAGCGUCUGCCAUUCACGGAGGAUUGGACAAAUUUAUAUCCGACUUCCAGACCGCCAAUAACGGCACAUCCCCUAAGAUAUCUGAAUUGGUCAGCAAGCGCCUCGAUCAUGGACGUUCUCUCAAACCUGCAAAGCUCGCCGAAGCCCUGGAGGCCAUGCAAGCCUUCAGGACAUGGACUGAGACAACGCUUUUCAGUUCCUACGACCAAGAAGCCACCACACUACUGGUCUUUCCACAAUCAUGCGGCCGGCCGGACUAUCGCGACGAUAUCCCCGAUCGUACCGUUCUCUUCAACGACACCUUUAGCAUCUAUUCGUUUGGUUAUCUGGUGGGCUGUCCUGAUUAUACCGUGCCUGUAGCCGAGGUUCCAUAUUUUUCUACAGUCACAGGGCAGACCGAGUUUCUCCCUGUGUCCAUCAGCCUGGUUGGAAGACCCGGUACCGACGUGGAGUUGUUCAGUCUCUUGCGACAUUUGCAUCAGGAAGGCGUUAUUUCCGAUGUAUUGGCUGGUCCUAGACUUUUUGCGAGCGAGCACGGCGUUGCUAAUGCGGCUUCUAAAUAG
Messenger RNA from Exophiala bonariae, 1899 nucleotides. RefSeq lists its product as uncharacterized. The coding region runs from base 1 to 1899 and encodes 632 amino acids. The transcript is spliced from 3 exons. The record is from RefSeq and is a predicted model, not a curated record. Lineage: Eukaryota; Fungi; Ascomycota; Eurotiomycetes; Chaetothyriales; Herpotrichiellaceae.